AUGGCUCCGCAAACCGAAGAAGACAAGUCGUCCGGACUAGUUUUGACGAUUUUGACAUGCUGUUUGGGUUUGAUAUGUGGGAAGCCUGAGGAUGAAACACCACACACGCCAGCGCAGGCAACUGAACAAACCACCGCCGAUACACACACCAUCACAUCCGCUCCGGAGCCUCAAAUAAACACACAAACACAUGCCCAUGAACAAGUGAGUAGUGAGAAUGUAGUCCCCACUGCAGACGAGCUGGGUGAUUUGUCGGCAGCCUGCAAUAGGCUAUGGGGAUUGGAUAUUAAUAGACUAUUGCCGGGCAGCGAAUACAAAAUCAACGUACAAGGGGGUAAAAAGGUAUGCACCGGUAUAUAGGUGGCGUUCGAUAUAAUCGUGUUAGUCUAUGCUACACUACUG
Molecule: messenger RNA, 402 nt
Organism: Sphaeroforma arctica JP610
Lineage: Eukaryota; Ichthyosporea; Ichthyophonida
Exons: 1
Coding region: 1-360 (119 amino acids)
Molecular function (GO): RNA endonuclease activity
Source: RefSeq, a predicted model, not a curated record